GCCGAGGCCGGGGCCGGGGGGCAGGGACAGCCUGGGGUUCUGGCCGGGCCACUGUUUGGGAAGGAAGAAGGUGAAGGCACCGCCACUGGGUCAGGCACUCUUACGGUCCGAGGCGCUCUGCAACUGUCAAGAGGCAGGUGGUGAAGGGGCACGUGGCAGCCUCCAGCUCCAGCAGCCUUCGCUUCGGGCACAGUCGGAAGGAGGAGGGAGGCUUUUGUCCAGAGCUGACCAGGUGUGCUGUGCUGUGGACAGCGCGGGCACCACUCCUGGGAGCUCCUGGAAGACUUCGGACCUUCAAGGACUGACGCUCCCUGCCAUGCUGAGGCCUGGAGCCCCCAUGGCCUCACUGAGCCGAGCCCUGCGUGUGGCCGCUGCCCACCCUCGCCAGAGCCCUACCUGGGGCCUGGGACCACGCAACCUGUCCAGCGCAGCCGGCCCCACAGCUGAGAAGAGUGUGCCAUAUCAGCGGACCCUGAAGGAGGGACAGGGCACCUCGACGGUGGCUCAAGGCCCAAGCCGGCCCCUGCCCAGCACCGCCAACAUGGUGGUCAUUGGUGGAGGCAGCUUGGGCUGCCAGACCCUGUACCACCUGGCCAAGCUGGGCGUGAGUGGAGCGGUGCUGCUGGAGCGGGAGCGGCUGACCUCCGGGACCACCUGGCACACGGCGGGCCUGCUGUGGCAGCUGCGCCCCAGUGACGUGGAGGUAGAGCUUCUGGCCCACACUCGGCGUGUGGUGAGCCAGGAGCUGGAGAAGGAGACGGGGCUGCACACGGGCUGGAUCCAGAACGGGGGCCUGUUCAUCGCGUCCAACCGGCAGCGCCUGGAUGAGUACAAGAGGCUUAUGUCGCUGGGCAAGGUGUAUGGUGUGGAAUCCCAUGUGCUGAGCCCGGCGGAGACCAAGACUCUGUACCCGCUGAUGAACGUGGACGACCUCUACGGGACCCUGUAUGUGCCACAUGAUGGUACCAUGGACCCCGCUGGCACCUGUACCACCCUCACCAGGGCGGCUGCUGCCCGAGGAGCACAGGUCAUUGAGAACUGCCCAGUGACCGGCAUUCAUGUGCGAACGGAUGAUUUUGGGGUGCGGCGGGUUGCAGGCGUGGAGACAGAGCACGGCUCCAUCCAGACGCCCUGCGUGGUCAACUGUGCAGGAGUGUGGGCAAGUGCCGUGGGCCGGAUGGCCGGAGUCAAAGUCCCGCUGGUGGCCAUGCACCAUGCCUAUGUCGUCACCGAGCGCAUCGAGGGGAUUCAGAACAUGCCCAACGUCCGUGAUCAUGAUGCCUCUGUCUACCUCCGCCUCCAAGGGGAUGCCUUGUCUGUGGGUGGCUAUGAGGCCAACCCCAUCUUUUGGGAGGAGGUGUCAGACAAGUUUGCCUUUGGCCUCUUUGACCUGGACUGGGAAGUGUUCACCCAGCACAUUGAAGGCGCCAUCAACCGGGUCCCCGUGCUGGAGAAGACAGGGAUCAAGUCCACGGUCUGCGGCCCCGAAUCCUUCACACCUGACCACAAGCCUCUGAUGGGGGAGGCGCCUGAGCUUCGAGGGUUCUUCCUGGGCUGUGGCUUCAAUAGCGCAGGAAUGAUGCUGGGUGGUGGCUGUGGGCAGGAGCUGGCCCACUGGAUCGUCCACGGGCGCCCGGAGAAGGACAUGCAUAGCUAUGACAUCAGGCGCUUCCAUCACUCGCUCACGGACCACCCCCGCUGGAUACGAGAGCGCAGCCAUGAGUCCUACGCCAAGAACUACUCCGUGGUCUUCCCCCAUGAUGAGCCGCUGGCCGGGCGCAACAUCAGGAGAGACCCGCUGCACGAGGAACUCCUUGGGCAAGGCUGUGUGUUCCAGGAGCGGCACGGCUGGGAGCGACCAGGAUGGUUUCACCCCCAAGGCCCAGCUCCGGUCCUUGAGUACGACUACUACGGGGCUUACGGGAGCCGCGCGCACGAGGACUACACCUACCGCCGGCUGCUGGGGGCCGAGUACACCUUCGACUUCCCGCCGCACCAUGACUCGAUCAAGAAGGAGUGUCUGGCCUGCAGAGGCGCCGCUGCUGUGUUUGACAUGUCCUACUUCGGGAAGUUCUACCUGGUGGGGCUGGAUGCAAGGGAGGCUGCACACUGGCUCUUUACUGCAGACGUCAGCCGACCCCCAGGCUCCACCGUGUACACGUGCAUGCUCAACCAGCGUGGGGGCACUGAGAGUGACCUGACCGUCAGCCGCCUGGCACCCAGCCCCCAGGCCUCGCUGCUGGCCCCUGCCUUCGAAGGGGACGGUUACUACCUGGCCGUGGGCGGGGCCGUGGCCCAGCACAACUGGUCCCACAUCACCACGGUGCUGCAGGACCGGAAGUUCCGGUGCCAGCUCAUCGACAGCUCUGAGGACCUGGGCAUGAUCAGCAUCCAGGGCCCUGCCAGCCGGGCCAUUCUGCAGGAGGUGCUGGAUGCCGACCUGAGCAACGAGGCCUUCCCCUUCUCCACCCACAAGCUGGUGACGGCCGCCGGGCACCUGGUCCGGGCCAUGCGGCUGUCCUUUGUCGGGGAGCUGGGCUGGGAGCUUCACAUUCCGAAGGCGUCCUGUGUGCCUGUGUACCGGGCUGUGAUGGCUGCCGGUGCCAAGCAUGGCCUCAUCAAUGCAGGGUACCGUGCCAUCGACUCCCUGAGCAUCGAGAAAGGCUACCGGCACUGGCACGCGGACCUGAGGCCGGACGACAGCCCCCUGGAGGCAGGCCUGGCCUUCACCUGCAGGCUGAAGUCGCCCGUGCCCUUCCUGGGACGGGAGGCACUGGAGCAGCAGCGGGCCGCGGGCCUCCGCCGACGCCUGGUGUGCUUCACCGUGGAGGACAAAGUACCCAUGUUCGGCCUGGAGGCCAUCUGGAGGAACGGCCAAGUGGUGGGCCACGUCCGGAGGGCCGACUUUGGGUUUGCCAUCGACAAGACCAUUGCCUAUGGUUACAUCCGCGACCCCAGCGGCGGGCUGGUCUCACCGGACUUUGUGAAGAGCGGGGACUACAUGCUGGAGAGAAUGGGGGUGACCUACGCUGCCCAGGCUCACCUGAAGUCUCCCUUCGACCCCGACAACAAGAGGGUGAAGGGAAUCUACUGAGGGCCCAGCCCCCAUGCCCCAUCCUAUGUCCUCCAGCUAUGCCACAGGUCCCAAAUGGCCAUGGACCCUGAACCCAUCCAGAACUUGGGCCCUCCCUGUCCCUAGUCUAGGCCUAGUCCUUCUAAAACCCCCAAAACCAGAUAUGGACAGAGACCAAGAUGGCCCAUCCUGGGGUCACGGACCAGAAGGUGCCAAUCCACCCCAAUCCUCCCGGAAAUCAAGCCUGAAACUGGCUUGGGCUCAGGGACCACAGCUUAUAACCCUCUUCAGGCUUCUAGAAGGUGCUUAGUAAAUACUUGGUAAGCCCUAUGUGAAAACAGGCAGGCAAA
Messenger RNA from Saimiri boliviensis boliviensis (Bolivian squirrel monkey), 3423 nucleotides. The record is from RefSeq and is a predicted model, not a curated record. Lineage: Eukaryota; Metazoa; Chordata; Mammalia; Primates; Cebidae.